CCAGCGUUGCACUCAGUCGUCGCAACACUCGACGAACGCGAGUAACGGAGCGGUGGGAGAGCGAGGUCAUCCUCGGGGCGACUGUCUAUUCUUUUGUGAGUGCCCAUCAUGUCCUGGACCGUGAACCGCCUGCCAGCGGUGUGGAAGCGUUUCUCGUCGACCACGACCAUCGUCACCAAAACCACCCCUUCCAAAAGCCACCUCCACAAGGCCCUCCCUGACUCCGUCUUCCCCCAAGGGUAUGCUUUGACUGGUCUGCACUCUGGGGUCAAGAAGAAAGCCGACGUCUUGGACCUCGCCGUCAUCCUGUCUACAUCUCCUCGCCCCACCAGCGCCGCAGCAUGCUUCACGCGUAAUGCAUUCAAGGCCGCCCCCGUCAUCGUGUCCCAAGAGGUGAUCAAGAACACAAAUGGUCGUGCUCGCGCUAUCGUCGUGAACAGCGGAUGCGCCAACGCUGUGACGGGGAAGCAGGGCAUGGAGGAUGCGUGGGCGAUGGCUCGCGAAACGGACUCGCUCCUCUCCAACCCCAGCGCCACCAGCGAAACACUCGUCAUGUCCACCGGCGUCAUCGGGCAGACCCUACCCAUCGCCAAGAUUCUUGCCGGCAUCCGCGCUCAGAGCAGCGGGGAGAAGAGGUCGCUGGGGUCCACAUUCGAUGCAUGGGAACGUGCUGCUCGUGCGUUCAUGACCACGGACACUUUCCCCAAGCUGCGCGCGCGUACUUUCACGAUCAACGGCAAGGAAUACCGGAUGGCGGGCAUGGACAAGGGUGCGGGUAUGAUCCAUCCCGACAUGGGCCCCCCGACCUCCUCCAGUGGACAGCUGCACGCAACGCUUCUCGGAUGUAUCCUCACGGACGCAGCAGUAUCACCCCCGAGUCUCCAGUCCGCGUUGACCUACGCGGUGGACAGGAGCUUCAACUCGAUCAGCGUGGAUGGCGACAUGUCCACGAACGAUACGAUCGUCGUGCUUGCCAAUGGCGCCGCGGUAGCAACCGAGGAGGCUGAGAUCGACGAGGAACACCAUCCCGAAGCAUACGAGGCGUUCAAGCAGGAGCUCACAUCGUUCGCAGCUGACCUCGCUCAACUUGUUGUACGCGAUGGCGAGGGCGCGACCAAGUUCGUGACCGUUACGGUCGAGGGUGCUCCCACCUACGCGGACGCUCAUCGCGUGGCGUCGCGGAUAUCUACUUCCGCGCUCGUGAAAACCGCGCUAUUCGGCGAAGAUGCUAACUGGGGCCGCAUUCUCGCUGCGACGGGCUCUAUCCCACUCUCGGCGCCUCUCGACCCUACGCGGGUGAACGUGUCCUUCAUUCCCGCCGACGGGACCGCCUCUCUUCCGCUUCUUGUGAAUGGCGAGCCUGAGAAAGUAAAUGAAGCGCGUGCAACGGAAAUCAUCACCCAGGAAGAUCUGGAGAUCAAGGUUGAGCUCGGCAUCGGGUCCGAGAGCGCGAAGUACUGGACGUGCGACUUCAGUUAUGAAUACGUCAGGAUCAACGGCGAUUACAGAACGUAAUGCUGGGGAGGGCGCUGCUGUAGCGGACCUGCUCAUUGUAUAGGCAUGUGAACCUUCACAGAUCAUGCGGCAGAUAAAAGCACAGUGCGCGAGCGGAGCGCCUGUUAUUCGGCCGGUACUGUUAGAUCGCAAUCGUCGUCGACGCAUCGUGGCAUACAAAAGGGUGCAAUGCAUUAACCAGCCUUCGGAGUA
Trametes versicolor FP-101664 SS1 is the source of this 1707-nucleotide messenger RNA. RefSeq names its product Arginine biosynthesis bifunctional protein ArgJ beta chain. The record is from RefSeq and is a predicted model, not a curated record. Gene Ontology annotation, cellular component: mitochondrial matrix. Gene Ontology annotation, molecular function: L-glutamate N-acetyltransferase activity, acting on acetyl-CoA as donor; L-glutamate N-acetyltransferase activity, acting on acetyl-L-ornithine as donor. The coding region runs from base 109 to 1515 and encodes 468 amino acids. The transcript has 5 exons. Lineage: Eukaryota; Fungi; Basidiomycota; Agaricomycetes; Polyporales; Polyporaceae. Gene Ontology annotation, biological process: L-arginine biosynthetic process; L-ornithine biosynthetic process.